Molecule: messenger RNA, 1196 nt
Organism: Charadrius vociferus (killdeer)
Lineage: Eukaryota; Metazoa; Chordata; Aves; Charadriiformes; Charadriidae
Gene: PCGF3
Product: polycomb group ring finger 3
Exons: 8
Coding region: 1-729 (242 amino acids)
Biological process (GO): regulation of transcription by RNA polymerase II
Cellular component (GO): PRC1 complex
Source: RefSeq, a predicted model, not a curated record
AUGUUAACAAGAAAGAUUAAGCUUUGGGACAUUAAUGCCCAUAUAACCUGUCGUCUGUGCAAUGGAUACCUGAUUGAUGCUACUACUGUAACAGAAUGCUUACAUACUUUCUGUAGAAGCUGCCUAGUAAAAUAUUUGGAGGAAAACAACACCUGUCCAACCUGUAGAAUUGUUAUACAUCAGAGCCACCCGUUACAGUAUAUUGGUCAUGACAGAACAAUGCAAGAUAUUGUUUACAAACUUGUGCCAGGCCUCCAAGAAGCGGAAAUGAAAAAGCAAAGAGAGUUUUAUCACAAACUGGGCAUGGAAGUUCCAGGGGACAUCAAAGGGGAGACUUGUUCUGCAAAACAGCACCUAGAUUCCCAUCGAAAUGGUGAAACUAAACCAGAUGAAAAUUCAAACAAAGAAACUUCUGAGGAAAAACAGGAAGAAGAUAAUGACUACCACCGAAGUGACGAACAGGUAAGCAUCUGCUUGGAAUGCAAUAGCAGCAAAUUACGUGGAUUGAAACGGAAAUGGAUUCGCUGCUCAGCACAAGCAACAGUUUUGCAUCUAAAGAAAUUCAUUGCCAAAAAACUUAACCUUUCUUCUUUUAAUGAGCUGGACAUAUUAUGCAAUGAAGAGAUUCUUGGCAAGGACCACACACUCAAGUUUGUAGUUGUUACUAGAUGGAGAUUUAAGAAAGCACCUCUACUGCUACAUUACAGACCCAAAAUGGACUUGCUGUAAGAGAACUUUAUUGUCCUUCUGGACAGAGUUUUUUGCAGAGACUAUCAUCUGGCACCUUCUUAGUGCAUCACUAAUAACAUGACACAAACCAGCCGAAUAAUUCUGGAAGACUGUAGGGCUCUCAUAGCAGACUGUCCUUCUGAGUAUUUCUUCUAGGGAUGUGUUGCCUAGAUUUCUGGAUAGAAAAUAUUUAUACUUUUUUUGUACGGAAGAAAGAAGUCGCAACUCAACAAGACACUACCAGCACUAAGUUUACAGAUACUGAAAACACUUCACAGUUCCAUGUAGCUCAGCCUGAUUUAUCUCUUACAGUUACAAAGAAAUAAGUUAGAGUGUUGUGGGAUGAUUUAAAAAUGUUGCUUUUGACACCAAGUUGCAUUUAGUUACUUUUCACAUUCUGAAACUUUAAAAACUAUAUUUUUGCAAAGUGUUACUGUCUUAUAUAGUAUGCCUGAUUGCAUUGGCUU